AAUAACUUACUCACGCAACCAAACAAACAGAAAACCCGUUGCAUGUAUCAGUUUCCUGAAUUGGCAAUUCGCAAUCCUUGCAUGUCAAUGCCUCCUUCAGCUUCAGCUUCUCUCGACACGUCCUGUUCCUCUUUCCUAUGCCAUAAAUAAAUCAAUAUAUACGCUUCGCUCAACUCUUCGCCAGGAACAAGACAAGAAAGCAACAGAAAGUCCCCACCGAUUCAAAUUUCAGUAGAAGAGAAGAGAAAGGAAAAAACCCAUUUGAUUUUCGCAGUAUUGAUAUUGAAAUUUGAAGACCCAUCAUGUUUCCCAAAGCAUUUAAAUGCUUCAGCUUCACCGUGUAUAGAGAUUGGCUUUACCGUUAUUCAUUCACAAACGCCGGCCUCCGAUCCGUUAUUACCGACCUCGGUGAUGGAACCACUAUGCAUUGCUGGGUUCCCAAAUCCCUAAAACCGAACAAACCCUCGCUUAUUCUCAUCCAUGGAUUUGGGGCAAAUGCAAUGUGGCAAUACGGCGAAUACCUUCGGCACUUUGUCCCGCGCUUCAACGUGUUUGUGCCGGACCUCCUCUUCUUCGGCGAGUCAUUCACGUCGCGACCCGAGCGGACGGAGUCGUUUCAGGCUCUGUGCGUGAAGAAGCUGAUGGAAGCGCAUGGGGUCUGGAGGAUGAACGUGGUGGGAAUUAGUUAUGGUGGCUUUGUGGGGUACAGUGUGGCGGCGCAGUUCCCGGAGGCGGUGGAUAAAUUGGUGUUGUGUUGCUCUGGGGUUUGCUUGGAAGAACAGGACAUGAAAAAUGGAUUGUUUAAGGUUUCGGAUUUGGAUGAGGCUACGAGCAUUUUGGUGCCACAGACGCCUGAAAAGCUCAGGGAACUGAUGCGGUUUUCGUUUGUGAGGCCUGCCAGAGGCGUGCCUUCUUGGUUCCUUACAGAUUUCAUUGAUGUUAUGUGUAUGGAACAUGUUGAAGAGAAGAAAGAACUCCUUGCAGCAAUACUUAAAGGUCGACAACUUUCCAACCUUCCCAAGAUCACCCAGACGACAUUAAUUUUAUGGGGAGAACAAGAUCAGGUGUUCCCUCUGGAAUUAGCCCUCAGAUUGAAGAGUCAUAUUGGAGAAACUGCUCAAAUGGCAGUUAUUAAGAAUGCAGGGCAUGCUUUGAAUAUAGAGAGGCCUAAAGAAUUUGCCAAGCAUCUAAAAUCAUUCCUUAUUGGACCAUGUAAUCACUCACCUUCUUUCAAGGAGCAGAUUCAGAAGACAAUCUUUGAUUUCCACAAGUCAUGA
Prosopis cineraria is the source of this 1277-nucleotide messenger RNA. RefSeq lists its product as uncharacterized. The coding region runs from base 303 to 1277 and encodes 324 amino acids. The record is from RefSeq and is a predicted model, not a curated record. The transcript is spliced from 4 exons. NCBI's taxonomy places the organism in Eukaryota, Viridiplantae, Streptophyta, Magnoliopsida, Fabales, Fabaceae.